Messenger RNA from Coccinella septempunctata (seven-spotted ladybird), 2821 nucleotides. RefSeq lists its product as uncharacterized. NCBI's taxonomy places the organism in Eukaryota, Metazoa, Arthropoda, Insecta, Coleoptera, Coccinellidae. The record is from RefSeq and is a predicted model, not a curated record. The transcript is spliced from 2 exons. The coding region runs from base 1314 to 2054 and encodes 246 amino acids.
AGGCGACCAAAAUGUAAUAUAUUGAUAUGCGCAUGAUUUAAAUAUUAACUAGGUAUAAGGUUCAAACAUAUGUAUAUAUUCAAGUAGUCUCAAGAUGGUAUUCGAAAUUUAUUUAUUUAUUUAUUAACGGGAUAAACCCAAUUUUAUAAAUGGAUUAUACAUAAUAAUAAUACUACUUUGGAGAAAAUAUGUAGACGACAUUUUCGUAAUUCUAAGGAAUGGACAAAGAACACCUCAAAACCUUUUAAUGGACAUAAACAAAUUCCACCCUAAUAUUGAGUUCACCAUUGAAUUAGAAGAGAACAAACAAAUACAUUUUUUAGAUGUCACAGUUAUGAAGGAUGAUGUUGGAUUUGUUUUAGAUGUUUACUGCAAGCCCACACAAACGGAUAACACGCUGCCUCUAACCAUUCUUGACAUCAAAAAUUGUCAGCUUUCCACUCUUAGACAAACAGACUACUUUCAAUCCCGUUACCCCCGAAAAACUACAAAUAGGAACUAAAUAGCAUAAAACAAAUAGCUGUUAACAACGGAUUUGAACCUAAUAUGGUCGAUUCAUUAAUAAAGAAAAAACGGGCAAAACAAACCACAGAACGUGCAUACCCGAGAAUUCCCGAAGACUGAGAUAAAAAAUACUUUUCAAUCCCCCACUUGGACAAAAAACUGGUUGAAAAAUCGAUAAAAACCCUGAAACAACAUUUUUCCAAUAUAGAAGUAUCAACAACACCCAUUAACACUCUUGGGCAGAUUUUAAUUAAUAACAAAGAAAAAACUUGCACACUGGAAAAAAGGGGAGUAUACAAACUUAAUUGCAAGGAUUGUGACGCCUCUUAUAUCGGAAGAACAUGCAGACCCCUCAGAACGAGAAUACAGGAACAUCUAAGGAACGUGGACAAGUCUGUUUUUGGUCACCACCUGUCAUUCAACAAGCACUCCUUCAGACCCGAAAAGAACUCAAAAAUCCUAUUGCAGACGAAUACAAAAAACUUCACCAGACUGGAUUUCUUGGAGAACAUUUUCAUUGAGAACGAAAUCUCAAACAAUGUGAAUUGUCUCAAUAUACAAACGAAAAUCAAUUUGAACCGUAGUUGUUGGAAUUAAGAAUCCUCCUACUUUGUUUUUCGAAUAUAUGUUGAUCGUCGAGUUGUCAGGAUGUCUAAUGUUUUUUGAGUAGAACUUGUCAUAGUUGUCAAAUACAUUUAUUGAAAUAAAAGUUGUUGAUAUAAUAAGUAGAUUUGGCCCUCAAUUCAAAAAGGUACACCCAUAUCUGAUAGCUAGGGAACUACACACUGAGGAAACAUCACUUCUAACAUAUGGCGACCGUGACAGGACCCUCUAUUACAGGUAUGGAAAAAACCAAGAAAGCCUUAGCUCUACAAAGAACAGCUUUUAUGAGGAUCUAUGAUAAGUUGAAAGAAGAUUUCUCCAAAGAAAAAUGCGAUAUCCUAGAAAUACAGAGUAGCAUCAAAGUCUUGGAUGAAAUAAUGCUUCAAGUAUCUGAACUGAAUCAACUCAUGAUUGAUCUAAUGUUGGAUGCAGGAGAAGAAGCGAAUAUGAAUGCAGAAGUGGAAUUGAUGAAUACGAUGAGUUCUCAAUAUCACAAGAUAAAAUGUAGUUUCGAUAAGUUAAUAUGUCAAGGCAGUGUCUCCAAGAAAUCAGAAUCCAGAAGCAAAUUGAAGAUUCCCAAACUUCAAUUCAGACAGUUUGGUGGUGAAACGAAAGAUUGGCUUGGAUUUUGGAAUCAAUUCAGCAGAAUUGAUGAAGAUUCUGAUAUAGAGGAGGAGGAUAAACUACAAUAUUUAGUUCAAGCUACCACACCAGGCUCUCGAGCUAGACAAAUUGUGGAAAGUUACCCUGCUUCUAAAGGUCACUAUGUUAAAGCAGUGGAUAGUUUGAAACAAAGAUUUGGAAGAGAAGAUUUGUUAAUAGAAGUUUAUGUCCGAGAACUUCUCAAGCUAGUUUUGAUGAAUCUGAAUACCAAAAAUAAACUAUCAACAUUUUUUGACAAAAUUGUAAGUAAGCAGGUUCGAGCCUGGAAUGAGAAGGAAUUUUAGGUCGGAGCGGGAGACAACCACGGAUCGUAGACAUAGGUUACUAAAAAAAGUCUCAAGUGUGAAUACUGACAAUCAAUCAGGUGUAACAAUAAAUUAUCGUUUUGGUACAGUUUUUGCCCCAAAUAAGUACAAUUUCAUCAAAUAUGGCGAUCCAUUGAAUUUUGGAUGUCCUUGUAUUUAUUGAGGUUAUAUUUCAAAUUGGUAGCAGAUGUUCUGUACCAGAGCUAUCAUCCUUUGCACAUAGCAUGUAAGGUACAAAGUACCUAUUUGUGUACCGAACAUGUAAUAUUGCAGUUUCGUUACAAUAUACAUAGCGAAAGGCGGACAUAGAGCUUUCGUUGGACAGAUAACGAAUAGAUCGUGUACGGAACUUUGCUAUGUAACACGGAACGUUGCAAUAUGUAUGAUACGUUGAUGUUAUGCAAUUGUGUUUGUCCAUGCAACAUGGAGGAUCAGUGGACCGGUAGAAUUCCCGAGUUUACUCGAUAACUUGGUUGAAGCGGCAAUGUUGAUUUCUUUUCUACCAGCUACCAGCUUGAUGUUUACUACCAGGGACUGCUGUUAUCUCUCUUUUCUACCACCCUCCCUCUCUCUCGUGGGUAUUCCUCGAUGCGGUGAACGGGAAAAUUACGUGAAGGCCUGUUCAUGUAUUAUUAGGUCUAUGAACUAGGCUAGGAUGCCGGAGGUAGCGGGUUCGAAUCCCGCCGUCGUCAUAGAUGUUUGUGGGUGUCUUGUACCUAGGAUUCAAAUAAUGUUGGCUGAUGUGC